Peromyscus californicus insignis is the source of this 5275-nucleotide messenger RNA. RefSeq names its product claudin 12 (gene Cldn12). The record is from RefSeq and is a predicted model, not a curated record. Gene Ontology annotation, cellular component: plasma membrane. Bases 1838 to 2539 code for a protein of 233 amino acids. The transcript has 4 exons. Lineage: Eukaryota; Metazoa; Chordata; Mammalia; Rodentia; Cricetidae.
GCGCAGGCAAGGUAUUCCUGAGCAGGGCCCGGGGAGAGCCUGACUGGCUCCCUGAAGCCACUGGGGCGGCUUCGCCGGGACGCACUUCCGCGGCCGCGGAGGGAGACGACGCGAGAGGCUGCUCCGAGUGGGCGAGCGGGAUGCUCGGGCCGUGAGGAGUCGGCCCAGAUUUUCUCUUCUUUGUGUGCAGCUGUUUCAUCUAAGAUUGAUAAGCUGAUUUUGGAGGAUCAGGUACACUAAAGGGAAUCAGUGGUACAAGACACUGUUUGGAGAGAUACUAAUUACUUGAAAAUUGUAAGUAUUUGUUCCCAUCUCUAAAAGCAAGAAUGCAGCUGUGAUUGAGUUAAGAGUUUGAGAGGAUUAGCUGAAGGAGUCUUUAAGCUUUAAAAGAAAAGGAAUAACCUUGUAAUUGCUCAGUCUUUAACCCAGAGCAAUAACUUUUUAAUAAAUGGUUUACUGGCUUAUGUUGCUUAAUAUAUAACAAUGAUCACUUAAUACAUAGUAAUUAUACAAUUGAUUGACCAUCAGUAUUUUGAGUUUGCAUGGAACAGCAUGUUUUUCUUAGCACACUAGACCAGUGAUCUACACUACAAAUCUUGUGGAAUGAGUGACUUCUUAGUCAUGGCCAUUUCUUCGUCUAGCCCACAUUUGUGAACUACUUUGUAUGGUCUUGGUACAGGGCCCACUACUCAUUCAUAUAACGCUAGAAUGAUUUGUAUGCCAGGCACUAUGCUUAAACUCAUCAUUCAUAGGGGAAACAGGUCAGAAGACAACUGGAACUGAAUUCUGGAGCUUGGCUUCGUUAAGCAUUCCUAAUGCAAGCAUUCUCAAACCUGCACCAAAGGACCAAAGUGUUUAUUCUUUGUCAUUUUAUUCUGAAAAUUUUCUGGAACACUUACAACAACUUUUUAUAUUGAUAGAAGGCAGCAUAACAAGUAGUAGCUAAUAAGUAUGGGAAAAUUUAGAACUACCCUUACUUAGAACAUCUAAUUCAAGGUCAUUUAUGGCCAAGCUCUAAUUUCAUAUUAUACACCUAAUGGUGUAUUAUUAUUUGAAUACACAGGCAUAGAUUUUUUGCUAGUAAAACUGUUCUUAAUUUAUAUGGCUGUAUAACAUAUGCACAUAGCAUUCUUUUCUGAAGAACAUUGUACUUGCUUGCUGAAACGUGUCCUAACCUAGUUUCUUAGCAUUUUGUCAUGGUUAUCUUUCUGAUCCUGACUUCCUGGGAAUGUUUCUGUGUUAUCUCGGUAGAGAAUAUUUGUUUCUGGAAAAGAUGAUGGAUUCUGUGAACAUCAUGAUACUGUAGCAGAAAUAAAAGUUAUUCUCAACUUUGCCCCUUCACCCUGCUUUGAACAACAAAAGUAAAUGUAGCUCUGAAAGUUGUCUGCUCUGUUGCACAUGGUGGGAAAUAUGGUUGAGUAAUGCUUUGAGGUGCGUUGCAAACUCUCAAAAAAAAAUUAAUUCUGAGUCAGGUACUGGUUUAUAUAGUUAACCAUACAUGAGAAAAGAAUACAGUCUUCUAACUUGAGAAGAAAGGCCUUGCUGUUGUUUCGAUUACAAUAGCAUUAGCAGAGAUAGGUCUUCUACUUCAGAGUCCGCAUUUAUCUUCCACAAACAUGAAUAGCUUUAUAACCACCAAGUGCUAGAGAUUUCCCUGAAAAGCACUUGGAUCAAAUUGAAUCAUCCAGAAGGUAGGUUAGCAGAAACGCUAGGGCUUUUGUUCUCUUCUUCCCUUUGUCUGAUUUCCCCAGACAUGAGUCCAUUUCACUUCUAAGGAUUUCCUGGUGUGCCAAAAUUAUAGCAGUGAGUCUGACCUUCCUGCUCCAGCCUACCUGCCAUGGGCUGCCGGGAUGUCCACGCAGCCACCGUCCUCUCUUUCUUGUGUGGCAUUGCCUCUGUGGCUGGCCUCUUCGCGGGGACUCUGCUUCCCAACUGGAGGAAGCUGCGGCUGAUCACGUUCAACAAGAACGAGAAGAACCUGACUAUUUACACAGGCCUGUGGGUGAAGUGUGCCCGGUACGAUGGGAGCAGUGACUGCCUGAUGUACGACCGUACUUGGUACUUAUCAGUUGACCAGCUGGAUUUGCGUGUCCUCCAGUUCGCCCUGCCGCUCAGCAUCCUGAUCGCGAUGGGUGCCUUGCUCCUCUGCCUGAUUGGAAUGUGUAACACAGCCUUCAAGUCGUCGGUGCCUAACAUCAAACUGGCCAAGUGUCUGGUCAAUAGUGCAGGCUGCCAUCUGGUGGCUGGACUCCUCUUUUUCCUGGCAGGCACUGUGAGCCUCUCUCCAUCCAUCUGGGCCAUCUUUUAUAACACUCAUCUCAACAGGAAGUUUGAGCCGGUCUUUGCCUUUGACUACGCAGUGUUCGUCACUGUUGCUAGCUCAGGGGGCCUGUUUAUGACUGCUCUUCUUCUGUUCAUUUGGUACUGUGCAUGCAAGUCGCUGUCUUCUCCUUUCUGGCAGCCACUGUACUCUCAUCCUCCCAGUAUGCACACUUACUCACAGCCCUAUUCAUCACGUUCCCGCCCUCUCCGCCAUUGAAAUCGACAUUCCAGUAGUUUCACAUAGCACUUAACAGAGAUAUGAUUAAUUGUUGAAAGUACGUGUCGUAGCCUCACAGUCCCCUGCGUGAAGAGCCUUUUUGGACCUGUAUACAUUUUUCCAUUGUUCUAGUCAGUGGAGCCAAAUUUGUCUAUCUUAGUGGAAUGAAAUGCUGCUAGAUUUCAUGAGGUAUAUAUUACAUUCUUAUAAUGUGAAACAUUCCUUUUAUCUUCCUCUGAUACUAGAAGGGUCUUUAGCCUCCUUGUUGAUGUCUGAUCAAGUUCAUGAAAGGACCUGUGAUAGCAGGUGAGGCCAUGAAAGCAGCAUGGUAAGGAACAGUGCUGUUGUGCUUAAUCCUUACCGAUUUUUCAGAUCCUUUAUUGUCUCUGAUGACUUAAACUGAAAAGAGCAGUUUCAAUGCAAGGAAUUUCAGUCAGAUAAAAAUUGCAGUUUGUUUCCAGAGCUCUGCCAGCUUGCGGGUAUAAUUUUGUUCUCUCGGGACUAAUUGAGUAGGCGUCAGUACACUGAAGAUUACUACUAUCUUCUACCUCAUUUCAGUGAAAAGUAAAAUGCAUUUUAAAUGUCAGGGUAAGGCCAAUAUUUAAAUAUGGAACAUUUAGCUGCCUUUUUGGUUUUCAGACGGGCUCUUGCUAUGUAUCCCUAGCUGGCCUAGAAUUCACUCUGUAGACCAGGCUGCCCUCAAACUUCUCACCAUUCUCCUGUCUGCAUCCUGAGCCCUGAUUACAGGCAUGCCCAAGUACAUCUAGCUCACCAUAAUUGUCAGUUACUGAUUAUAUUGUUGGAGUUAAAAUGUGCCAAGUGACAGAUUGUGGCUUCAUCUGAAGCAAGAAACCCUUUCCAAAUACCCAUCAAUCAGGUAGUACUCAUGCCCUGUACAAGCGAGUGGCUAAGACAAAUGAGUAAAAGGUUGUCGAAGCCAAACGCUUGCCUUUUAGACCUAAGUGGUAGGGUACAGGAGCCUGUUCUCAGUGACAGCAUAAAAGAUUCAGUUGGUGGCUACUAUUUCAGUAAUGCAUGAUGUAAAUGGUCGUAGCUUGACUGUUCAGUUUCAGCUUCAUCACUGGCUACUUGUGCAUUAGCGUUUAGCUCUGCCUAACACUUGAGUAAGUACUUUAGAGGAUACACAAAAAGGAAGAUGUAGCUACAGCUGUGUAGAAAUUUUGAUCUUAUACAGAUCAAACUUAUAACUGACAACCAGCAAAAAGCUUGUCUUUACUGGCAGCUGUUGAACUUCUCAAGCAUUGAUCCAGGAACAUAUUUCAGCUGAGCCAUGUCCCCUGGCACAGACAGCCUAUGGCACACCAGCACUACUAUCCUGGACGCUAGAAAUCUACUUAAGUUAGGUCUCCUCUCAUAGCUUCCAAGCUGUAAUAACAGUUUCAGAUAAUGAGAAUGGGCAAGAUAGUAGAGAGAUUAAAUUGUACCCUUUCUACCUCUGAAAUUAAGAUGAUACAUUAAAGAGAGACAAGUUUUAAAAAUGUCUCCUGAUGUGAUAUCAAAUGGACGAAACCAUUUUAAUACUAAAGUAAUACUUGGACAUUGAGAGUUGUUGGGUCUUAACUCCUAGGGGUUUGAGCUGCUCAUUAAUUGGUAUAAUUUCUAUCCACUAGCAUUAUGUUUGUAAGGAUUGUGGUAUAUUAUAGUUAUAGAUUUUUACAAGCGGCUGAUUUUAUGAAAAACAGUUCAUGAUGCCUCUUUUGCAAAUCCGAGUAUUUCUGUAGAGAUAAGUCCAACACUACUUUAUGUAGGCAAGUAAAUCCGAUUGUAUAAUUUUUAAAUGCUGUCAGUACAAAGCAUGCACAUCUAUGGUUUUUAAAUUAUAGCUUCUAAUUGUUUUCACCUCUCGUUCCUCUCAUUCAUAGAUAGAGCUGAGUGUUGAUCAUUCCAGGACAGUGGCAGCUGGAAUUUUGAGAUUGAUAGUAGUUUUUCUCCUUUGUUAGUUAAUCUUAGUUUUUCUCUCACUAAACUUUUGUUCAAAAGGAUCAAGAAUUCCACCAUCCCUUGGUCUUAGUAUAAAUAGAGUUAAAAGUAGGGCCAGGCAUGGUGGCUUUUGAUGUUAAUCUCAGUACUCAGGAGGCAGGGACAGGUGCAUCUCUCUGGACAUCCUGGUCUCCAUAGCAAGUUCGAAGAUAGUCUGAGCUACACAGUGAGACCCUGUCUCAAAAAAAUUAAAAAGAGAAAAAGAAAGCAGGCAAGCAGACUCAGCAAUGAGAAUACUAAACAGUUUGCGGCUCACCGAGUUGUAACUACAAACGUUAAGCUUGCUUAUGAGAGUCUUUUGGCAUCUUCAUCUGGCCUCCAAUUGGUAUUUAUUAUGAAUCCACUCAGGAAGAGAAACAGCUGUUUCUAUAUUAUCCUUUUAGUGUUCCAGAUUCGGCAUAAAUAGCUAUUUUUUAAAGCCAUCAAAGGAAAGCAUGCAUUUACAAUCCUUCUGAGUCACCAGAGCACUCUUGGGGCUAUUAUUGAGAUGGGGUGGAUAACUUCUUUUGUUGUUUAAAAGCUGUUAAUUUUAAAGGCCUAAGGAGCCAGCUUGGCACACAACCUCAAAUGUGAGAUGGUACACUGGGUUUGUGUCAUCCAGCUUCAGAAAAGAAUAAAUUCACUCUGCUUGUAUAUAUGCCCUAUGAUGGAUAGUACGUGCUGUAAACCACAAGGUAAAAUCCUCAGUGGGUGUGGUGUACUGCCUCGUGUUUAUUAAAAGAUGUAUUUUUACAA